This is a messenger RNA of Vidua macroura (Pin-tailed whydah), 1765 nucleotides long. RefSeq names its product DnaJ heat shock protein family (Hsp40) member C9 (gene DNAJC9). Bases 119 to 1042 code for a protein of 307 amino acids. The transcript has 6 exons. Gene Ontology annotation, molecular function: heat shock protein binding. The record is from RefSeq and is a predicted model, not a curated record. Lineage: Eukaryota; Metazoa; Chordata; Aves; Passeriformes; Viduidae. Gene Ontology annotation, cellular component: nucleus; cytoplasm.
CCCCUCAGCCUGCCCUCAUCAUGGCCGCCCCCCCGCCUUCCCUCAGCAUCGGCACCGCCCCUCAGCCUUCCCCCGUCAUGGCGGCUCCUUCACCACCUCCCCUCAGCCUGCCCUCAUCAUGGCCGCCCCCCCGCCUUCCCUCAGCAUCGGCGCCGCCCCUCAGCCGUCCCGCGCGGGCUCUUCCCGCCCGGCGCAGCCGCGGAGCGGGGCGGGAAGGACGGUGGGGCGUCGGUCGUGGUCCCGGCGGGGCGGGAUGGCGCUGCCGCAGCAGUGCGAGGCCGCGUUCGGCACCGCGGACCUGUACGGCGUGCUGGGCGUGCGGCGCGGCGCGUCCGCGCAGGAGAUCCGCCGCGGCUACCACCGCGCCUCGCUGCGCCUGCACCCCGACCGCGUCCCGGCCGAGCAGAAGGAGGAGGCCACGCGCCGCUUCCAGAUCCUGGGUAAGGUGUACGCCGUGCUGAGCGACGAGAAGCAGCGCGCAGCGUACGAUGAGACGGGCAUGGUGGACGAGGACGCCGAGGCGCUGCAGGACGGCCGAGACUGGCUGGAGUAUUGGCAGCUGCUCUUCAAGGUCACCGUGAAAGACAUCGAAAACUUCCAGAACAGCUACAAAAACUCGGAGGAAGAGCUGGCCGAUGUGAAGGCAGCGUACAUGAAUUUCAAGGGUGACAUGGAUCGGAUCAUGGAGUCUGUGAUGUGCGUGGACUACACGGAUGAGCCCAGGAUACGGGAAAUGAUCGAGCAAGCCAUCGACUCUGGGGAGCUCCCGUCCUACAAGGCUUUUGUAAAGGAGUCAAAGAAGAAGAUGAUGUCCAGAAGAAGGCGGGCAGAAAAAGAAGCUAAAGAGGCAGAAAAGACUAAAGAUGAACUGGGCCUUAGUGGAGAAAAUGACUUGCAAGCGCUGAUUAAAAGCCGAAGCAAAGAGCGAGAAAAGGAAAUGGAUGACUUCUUUGCCCAUCUGGAAGCAAAGUAUGGGAGCAGUUCUAAGAAAGGAGGAAAGAAGACCUCAGCCAAGAAAAGAAAGGCAGAAGGAACAGCGUAGACUGAAAUACCAGUCAAAUAAAUCCUGCACACUUCCAGGGAGGAUCAUUUUUCAAAGGCAUAGGAGUCUCAAGGUGAACGCUUUGGGAGUUGAAGGCCCUGACAGCUUCAACAACAGCUCCUGGGGGGAAGCCAGAAGUAGAUGGUCCCUCUGUUCCCUUUUACUUGUCUGCUCUCAAAAAUAACCCUGAUUCUGAGAAAGCAGAGGAUAUAAUUGUGGUUUAUAACACAGGGCUUGAAGGUUACUUUUAUUACACAAAAUAAAUAACAGUCCAGGAACAGUCUCUGGUGCCAGCCAUCUGUACAAAAAAACCAGAAAUGGCCAUAGGAGGCAACUGCAUUUUUUAAACCCACUGACUCCUCUAGGCUGUAAAACACUACAUCUUGUUAACAGAAGUCUAUUCAAGUUUGUCUGCUUUUGUAACUCUUGUGCUACAGAAAACUCACUUGGUCCCUGAGGAAUGGCACGGAUACAAAUGGGAUGCUUAUCUGCACUUCGCCUGACAUAACUGACACACUGCACAGUGUUCCAGAAGAGAAACUAUUUUGAAAUGUUUUAGUGAGUAGAGGCCUCUGGUGAGCAUCAGCUUCCCUCUCUGAAAACUUAAGAUUGAGCUCAGAGCUGCUUUUUUAUUUUUAACUUCUGGAAAUGCAAAGGCAUGUUAACCCAGUUAUGUUUGCACAGUUCCUUGUUUUUGAUUAAAGCAUGUUUGGAUCAACUGGA